AUGUCCUCGCCUCCCAGCACUCUACCAGAGUCUCCAACCUCUUCGACACACGAUGAAAAACCCCAGCGUUCCAAAAAGCGAUCCAAGAGUCUUGCUCGUGAACUGCAGUAUCUAGUUGACAACAAUGGCAAACGAGGUAUUCUUUCAGCAAUGGAGACGAUAGCAUGCGUCAGUAGUACUGAUUCGUAUAUAUGCUUUACUACAGCCAAACGCGAUCUAGCUAAAUGCCCGAUAUGCCAGCAUCGUAUUGAACCAACUCAGUGGGAGCAGCACUAUCAACUUGAGCUGCAACGCCUCAACCAACUCGAUUCGGAUGCGUAUGAGGAUCCUUUGCAUAAGGGGAAACGACGAGGCGCAGCUUUAUUGGCACGACAACAAAUGGAACGAUCCAAAGGAAAGAAAAAGCAGCCAGCAUCAGCCUACGAUGAAUUACUAGGCAAAGUACAAAGGAAUCGUGAACAUCGAAGAGAAGCUUUGGCACGGUUAGACCCCACUUAUCAGGACACGGAGGAAGCUAUCAGUCAAGCGAUUAUGGAACAAGAAGCAGGUGUUCAACGAUGCUUUAUUUGUAAUGACACGCUCCAUGGUGAUUCAGAAGCUAUCAAUCUGCAUAUCGAUCAAUGUCUCGCAUCCUUUGAUUCAUCACAACAACAACAACCUUCAAGUACGAGCAAUUCAAGUGAUCAAGGUGCAUGGGAUGAAUAUGAAUGGGCUGGUCAAACUCGUGUUCGUGCAACUGCCAUGAUGGAAGGUGGCUAUGGAGGAGCUGGAUUUGCUACUGCCAGUAAACGUGAAGAGGACGAAGAUGAAGAAGACCUCGAUGUAGAAGAUGAUGGAGAUGAUGAAUAUGGAGCCAUUCAAUAUUCCGAACGAGACAUUGUUUUCGAUCCUCAAGAUGAAGAUGCAUCUGCUCUGAGAGAAAUGGUAUCAGGUGCAAGUCCAAGUACUACGCCGCGAACACCGGACAAUGGACACCGUAGCGGGUAUGAAGAAACGGUUUCAGAUGAAGGCUGGCGCAGGACGACCAGUGAAGAUGUACAAACGGGCCAUUCGAGGCUGGUCAUUGAGUCAUUAAAAUCUCGCAUACAGCAAUUGGAAAUUACAUCUCGGUCAGCGCCACGAUGUCUAAUUUGUCUAGAACCCUACAAGACACCGGUAACAUCCAUUGUUUGCUGGCAUGUCCAUUGUGAGCAAUGUUGGUUACAUACGCUUGGAUCCAAGAAGCUUUGUCCUCAAUGUCAAAAGAUCACCACCCCAUCUGACCUUCGCCGCAUUUAUCUUUAA
Messenger RNA from Lichtheimia ornata, 1284 nucleotides. RefSeq lists its product as uncharacterized. NCBI's taxonomy places the organism in Eukaryota, Fungi, Mucoromycota, Mucoromycetes, Mucorales, Lichtheimiaceae. Gene Ontology annotation, biological process: protein ubiquitination. The coding region runs from base 1 to 1284 and encodes 427 amino acids. Gene Ontology annotation, molecular function: metal ion binding; ubiquitin protein ligase activity. The record is from RefSeq and is a predicted model, not a curated record. The transcript has 6 exons.